CUUCUCCAUUGUCAUCGCCGUCUUCUAUCUCCAAGCUUUUCUUAGUCUUCUUUCUCCGCAUUUCUCCCUUACUAUUAGCGCAGAUAUGAGGCCACCAAGAGGACGUGGUGGACCAAGGGGAGGAGGCCGUAGCGAUGGCGGUGGUAGAGGAAGAGGAGGUUUCAGCAGCCGUGGUGGCGGACGAGGAGGUGACAGAGGUGGCCGCGGCGGCGGUAGAGGUGCCAGUGGUGGUAGGGGUGGAAGAGGUAGAGGCGGUGGUCGUGGAGGAGGUGGAAUGAAGGGAGGUAGCAGAGUUGUUGUCGAACCUCAUAGACAUGAAGGUGUGUUUAUUGCUAAGGGUAAAGAAGAUGCGCUUUGCACAAAGAACAUGGUGCCUGGAGAAGCUGUGUAUAACGAGAAGAGGGUUUCCGUUCAGAAUGAAGAUGGAACAAAGGUUGAAUACAGGGUAUGGAAUCCCUUCAGAUCUAAGUUAGCUGCUGCCAUUCUCGGUGGUGUCGAUGAAAUUUGGAUUAAACCCGGAGCUCGAGUAUUGUAUCUUGGUGCUGCCUCUGGAACCACAGUUUCUCAUGUCUCUGAUCUUGUUGGACCUACAGGAGUUGUCUAUGCUGUUGAAUUCUCUCACAGGAGUGGUAGGGAUCUUGUCAACAUGGCAAAGAAAAGAACAAACAUCAUACCCAUUAUUGAAGAUGCUAGACAUCCUGCAAAGUACAGAAUGCUUAUUGGCAUGGUAGAUGUGAUAUUCUCUGAUGUUGCACAACCCGAUCAGGCAAGAAUUUUAGCCCUGAAUGCCUCAUAUUUCUUAAAAGCUGGUGGUCACUUUGUUAUAUCAAUCAAGGCCAACUGUAUUGAUUCAACUGUUCCAGCUGAAGCUGUAUUUGCUUCCGAAGUGAAGAAGCUUCAAGCAGAUCAGUUCAAACCAAUUGAGCAGGUUACUCUUGAACCAUUUGAGCGUGAUCAUGCUUGUGUUGUAGGAACCUAUCGUGUCCCAAAGAAGGUCAAAGCUGCAGCUGCUGCGGCCUCUUGAGUCAUGCUCAUUUUUGUUGGUUUAGUGUCAUCUUUGUUAGCUCUACCCCUUUUAUUAAUUGUACUAUCUUCUUUAUAAUCUGUUUUGGAUAAUUUUAUAUUCUUAGUAUUUUUAAUUUUGAUAAUGAUGCUGAUUUAAUGUUUAGUUUGUAUUUUUAGCUAAUGUUCAGCUUUGAUGGAA
Impatiens glandulifera is the source of this 1204-nucleotide messenger RNA. RefSeq names its product rRNA 2'-O-methyltransferase fibrillarin 2-like. The record is from RefSeq and is a predicted model, not a curated record. The coding region runs from base 86 to 1024 and encodes 312 amino acids. Gene Ontology annotation, biological process: rRNA methylation; box C/D sno(s)RNA 3'-end processing. NCBI's taxonomy places the organism in Eukaryota, Viridiplantae, Streptophyta, Magnoliopsida, Ericales, Balsaminaceae. Gene Ontology annotation, molecular function: rRNA methyltransferase activity; RNA binding; histone H2AQ104 methyltransferase activity. Gene Ontology annotation, cellular component: box C/D methylation guide snoRNP complex; nucleolus; small-subunit processome. The transcript has 7 exons.